This is a messenger RNA of Anopheles moucheti, 4594 nucleotides long. RefSeq names its product LIM and senescent cell antigen-like-containing domain protein 1 (gene stck). NCBI's taxonomy places the organism in Eukaryota, Metazoa, Arthropoda, Insecta, Diptera, Culicidae. The coding region runs from base 1083 to 2795 and encodes 570 amino acids. Gene Ontology annotation, biological process: positive regulation of substrate adhesion-dependent cell spreading; positive regulation of integrin-mediated signaling pathway; cell-cell adhesion. The transcript has 6 exons. Gene Ontology annotation, cellular component: cytoplasm; cell-cell junction; focal adhesion. The record is from RefSeq and is a predicted model, not a curated record.
AAAAAAGUUAAGGAAUAUUUCAUUUCACUUUUAGCAUUGAAUGGAAUUCGACUUGAAGUAAUCAGUUUCACGACACAUUUGGCUGGUUUUACUUUGUCUUUUCCACGCUACACAAAGUUGAAUGGAUGAUGAAAGCUUCAACAUUGAUCAUUUGAAGCAAUGAUGGAUGCUGUUACUGUGCUGAAUUGUUGCUUACCAAACACUGAUUCCUACGACACAGUUCGAUCGAUUACCCAGGCGUAUCAGUUCGCCAUUUACGUUCCUUUUUCCUUCAUUUUCACGCGAUUAUUGUUCACACGGCUAAAGAAAUGUCACGAUACAGUCCUUGGAACUACGUACCAUUCCAUGCUAAAGGUUUAAAAGGGAUGAGAAGCGAAGAAACUGUUCCUGCUCGUUACAUCCGUACGAAGAUCACUUAGCGCAGCAACAAACCAUUCCCACAACACGUCCCAUCGAAUAUGGCAAUACGAGGCUUGGUUUCUCCUUAAAAGGUGUAAAACGCUAUCGCAGUCGUACUUUCUUUUCUCACUGUACUGGCGCACACCCGUUUCAUGUGGAAGUUUUACGAACAAACACGGAAACAGGAAAACUGGCUAUCGAGCAUUAAAUCCUUAUUGGAAAAGUAGUCCACCUGGGUGGUGUGUGUGCACACAGAGCACGGCAAUGAGUGCGUGCUGCUGCUCGUAUGUCUCGAACAUCAGUCGUAGUUGGCUUUGCAUCCAGAAUAACAGCGAGUGCCGGGUUGAUUUUGUGUCAAACUGAUAAAAAUAUCACCUUGAGAUAAAAAAAGAGAUUAAUACAUCCCCGACACAACCACAGUCUUCGGACGGUGUUGAGCUACUAAGGUGCUGCGACCAUUCGUUUAUCGCGAUAUCGUUAAUCCUUGCUAGAAGAACAAGGAGGAAAAGGAAAGAUUCGGGCUCUGUCAGCAUUUGUCUUCCAUUACCUGUACAGUAUUCGCCAGAACCCGCUUUGAAGUGGUGUUUCCAUUUGUGACGGUCAGCUAGCUUCAUAUUUCGCCUCUGGAAGCGUAGAGUUGCGUAAAGUGGCAAAAGCGUGAUAAGUGUAGCAGCAAAAGCGCUAUGAGUGCAUUGAAAUUAAAACCACUGGAAGAUUCGAACCUUUACAAACGCCGUACUACGUCGAAGGAAAAUCUUCUCCAAACUGUGGGCGGAAUCGGUGCCGUAAGCGAUAUGAUGCAUCGUCCCAGACCAGAAAUGAACGGGACGAUCGCGGACAAUCAGUCGCAAUCGCCACGGCUUAUGUCAGCGUGUUUGUCGAACGAACAACAACCACUGCCUGCACGCUCUCCGAUGCACAAUUUCGUCUCGUAUCCACAAUACCCCCAGGUGGAGAAUUAUUAUCAGCAACCGAAGUCACCGAUAAGAAUGGCGAGUAGCGGCGGCGGAAGCGGUGGGCCCUUUACCACCCCUAAUGUACCGAACGCUUCAACGUUGGGUGUGCAAAAAAAUGUACAAUUCCUAAUGUCUGCCUCAUCAGCACCUUCGAUGGCAAACAGCAGAACCGUGUACGAUGGCAGUUCUGCUACACAGCAGCGCCGGCCUGCAGUACCGUUUGAACAUCCACCCAGUCCCCAGGCCGGGACGGCACGUCAAGAGAACAUCAGCAACGUUGGACAACAACAUUCGCCCGGAACGUAUCAGAAUCUGCCGACCACCGUACCGGUAACACCGACAACACCGGGCCGAAAGAUGGAAUCUUGGGAACAAUUUGGCAGGUCUAACCUGCAAACGGUCGCGGCCGGCGGCGUUACCUCUAACAAUAUGUCGCUCGGUACCAUGCACUGUACGCGGUGCGAUGAAGGCUUCGAGCCACACGAGCGUAUCGUCAACUCGAACGGUCAGCUGUGGCAUACGCAAUGCUUUGUGUGCGCCCAAUGCUUCCGCCAGUUCCAGGACGGUAUAUUCUACGAGUUCGAGGGUCGCAAAUACUGCGAGAAAGACUUCCACAUCCUGUUUGCGCCGUGCUGCAAUAAGUGCAACAACUUUGUGAUUGGGCGCGUCAUCAAGGCGAUGGCCGCAAACUGGCAUCCGCAGUGUUUUACCUGCGAACGGUGUAGCAUACCGUUGGCUGAUUCCGGCUUUAUACGCAACCAGAAUCGAGCCCUCUGCCACGAUUGCAACCGCAAGGAGAAGGAGGUGGGGCUCGGUAAGCUCGUUUGCAACAAGUGCCAUGGAAUUAUUGAUGAUGCACCAUUGCGCUUCCGGGGUGAAGUGUACCAUGGAUAUCAUUUCAACUGUACUGCUUGCGGUGCCGAGCUGGAUUCGUCUGCUCGGGAGGUGAAGAAUCGCAGCGGUUAUGCGGCCAAUGACAUGAACGAAUUGUAUUGCUUGCGGUGCCAUGAUCGUAUGGGCAUACCGAUUUGUGGUGCCUGUCGACGGCCGAUCGAGGAGCGUGUUGUGACCGCGCUGGGUAAACACUGGCAUGUGGAGCACUUUGUGUGUGCCAAAUGUGAAAAACCGUUCCUUGGUCAUCGGCACUACGAAAAACGUGGCAUGGCCUACUGUGAAACGCACUACCAUCAGCUGUUUGGAAAUUUGUGCUUCGUCUGCAAUCAAGUCAUUGCUGGCGAUGUUUUUACCGCCCUGAACAAGGCCUGGUGCGUCCAUCACUUCUCCUGUUCGAUCUGCGACCAGAAGCUGGAUCAAAAGUCCAAAUUCUUCGAGUACGACGAGAAGCCGGUGUGCAAAAAGUGUUACGAACGGUUCCCUAACGAGCUGCGCCGUCGUUUGCGUAUUUCGCAUGAAAAUACGAUCAAAAAGCCCGUCCCGUAGACCUGAAAAGUCGAACUGGAAAAUUACACUUGUGUGCCAACUGAGAAAAGGGGAAAGUUCGAAAAAAAUGAGACCGGUUUUGAUAACAAUAAUCUUUUGUUUGUCAAGAGCAGGAAACCUCUGAAGUGUUCUACACACUCCACAGGUUAAUCAGUACUAACUGGUAAAACUAAUGAACAGUGCCUUUUCAUUAUGUAACAGAACAGCCAAGGAAGUUGUUUUCUACUUAACAAUUAUCUCUCUUGAUAUAAUUUAUAUAACAAAUUAUGGAUCAUUGAUACAGUUCUCUAUGUAAACAUUAACAAGGCCAUAUUUUAAUGAGUUUUAGUCAGUUUGUAACAGUGUAAACCUUAAUUCUUCUGUAACAUGUAUUUGUUACAAAUGUGACGGUGUUUGAAUGACCCAUACACAAUAGCACACGUACAAUCUAGCACAUUAACAAUAGUCAUUGUUUGUAGUAUUUUAUCGAUCUUAAUUAUUUUUAAAAUAAUUAACCUAAUGUUUUGUUUGUCAAACAUAUCGGUGGCGUGCGUCAGGCGAGCGCAUCAGUUCACGCUGGUGAGCUGGUGGGGAUUAACGCGAACCCACUACAGCGUGCUUGCGCUGGGUAGCAUUUUUGUUCUAAUAUUCUGUGUUGUUUAUUGCGUAAAAUAAUAAAAAAAACACUAGUAACAAACACAGCGUUAUUGAUACGAAAUUAGAGCCAGUUUUCGAUUUAUGAUACCAGAUCUUUCAAAACGAGAGAUAAUUCCCUUCCAGCGUGCAUGUAGCCGCUCUCGCACUUUCACACAACAAACAAAAACAAGCAACACAUGUCAAACACAGAUCACAGAUCAAACAAAAUCAGGACCAGCAAACAUGAGUAGGAGGCAUGUGAAUUAUUUUGUUCCUUAAGAAGAAAAUUUGAAAAUUUUGAAGAAAACCAGAAAGAAAAUAGCGAACAGUCACACAGUACUUUGUUUCUAAUAUGCGAUCGUGAGGUUGCGAGAGUAAGACAACAUAAAAGCACUCCAGCGUGCUGGUCUGGCAUAUUUAUAAUAAUUAACAUUACACUUUUUGUUAUAAUAUACCAGAGCUUCAACGAUAGUAUUUAUUAGAAGAUUUGCUUGUAAAUUACUUCGAACCGUACAAAAACAUCCAGCUCAGUACUCCCUGAUUAUGUGGGCCAAAUCCCAGUGCUGUGCGACGAAACAAUCGGCAUCCAGCUGCACACCACUGGCAGUACAGAUGGCCUGCGAAUAUUUCGGAUCAUUGCGGCAAUCACGAUACCAUAGCACCUCCAACAUGCGCUUCGUCAGUUCGUUUGCCUGGAGCUGACCGAGUUGUUAGUAGGCUGUUAGUCCCACGGGUCACUACCCACCUCCCACGGGUCACCACCCACCUCCCACGGGUCACCACCCAUCUCCCAAGGGUCACCAUCCACCUCGCACGGGUCACCACCCCAGUGGAGGAUCAAUCCCCUUGGAGGCCCAGGGCGGAAUUAUAAAUGGGGCCUCUAAUUUUAAAAACGAUGAAUUGGGGGGCAUUGAGGCCCUUGAAAUGAGGCAAAGCUAAAGGCGCAGUAAGAAGGGGCUCCUGAACUCACUUUGAAUCAUCCCAAGGGUAGUUCGCGGUCAAAUUUCGCCAGGGGCUUGCUCUAGCAUAAGGAGAGGGGGCCUAUGUAUACACCUUUAACUACUACUCACAUUUUUUGGGGCCUCCAACACGGCGAGGCCCUAGGCGACCACCUACUCCGUCUACCGUUUGAUCCGCCGUUGAUUCCUUUUCUCAACUCAACCACGAAUCCGACGAUCGAACUU